Chlorella variabilis is the source of this 1011-nucleotide messenger RNA. RefSeq lists its product as hypothetical. Gene Ontology annotation, biological process: plant-type cell wall organization. The coding region runs from base 1 to 1011 and encodes 336 amino acids. Lineage: Eukaryota; Viridiplantae; Chlorophyta; Trebouxiophyceae; Chlorellales; Chlorellaceae. The transcript has 8 exons. The record is from RefSeq and is a predicted model, not a curated record.
AUGAGGCGCCCUGCCUGCCUGCCAGCCGCCCUGGCUGCCCUGCUGCUGCUGCUGAGCGCGGGGAGCUGCGCAGGCGGGCCCCUGCAAGGGGGCGACUGGGUAGCAGGCGUGGCUGUCCCCUACGGCGGGCCCCAGGAUGGCAAGGACCCUCACGUCGCCUCUGGAGGCCUGCUGGAGGGCAGCUGCGGCUAUGGCGAGCUGGGGCCUCAGGAGUGGCCAUACUGGUCGGCGGUGGCGGUGGCCCCGACCCAUCCGAUCGCCGCCACGGCCGGCCGCAGCCCGCUGCUGGGCUGCGGCGCGUGCAUCGAGGUCCAGUGCGACGCGCGCCCCGGGAGCGAGGCCCGCUGCCCCGACAGCGCCAACGCGACCAGCCUGGUCACCCUGCACUACCUGGCCUUCCAGCAGAAGCUGGCCAGCCCGGACCAAGGCGAGGUGGGCAUCCGCUGGCGCCAGGUGGAGUGCCCCGUGCCCGGCGGCAUCGCCGUCGACAUCGACACCUACCGCGCCGCAGCCGGCGGCUACCUGCGGCUGUCGCUGGAGAAUGUGGCCGGCUCUGGCGCCAUCCGCAGCGUGGAGCUGCGCAAGUCUCCCCUCGCGGGCGACCGCCUGAGCCUUGCUGGCACCACCUGGGCCAAGAUGAGCAACAGCUGGGGAGCCAAGUGGGAGCUGAGCGGCCUGCCCGACACCCCGCUCGACAUGCGCAUCACGUCUGACAGCGGCGAGGCGCUGGUGGCCAGGGAGGCGAUCACCGAGGCCAGCGUCACCGGCAGGGUCUCCCUGCCAGUCCAGUUUGGCACGUCGGGUGCGCCUGCGCUGGGUGCUGGCCCGGGCCCCGCCAAGCCGCUCAGCGGCGAGGCGCUGCUCCUGCAGAUGCAGUACCUGAUCCCUGCCCAGCCCGGCCCUGCCUCGCUGCCUGCGCCAGCUGACGCCGCGGGCGCGGGGCUGCCGAUGGCCUCUGCCGCCGGCCUGCUGGCACCGGCUGCCGGCCAGCCCGCGCCUGAUGGCCGCUGA